GUGCAGUUACCUGUGAUUUUUUAAGACACACAGUCUCAUAAUCUAGCAGGUGGAAGAGUCUCACAGUUCUUCAUGAUCUUCUCCUCACCAUGAGGGAGCCACACUUCUUCCUGCUCCUGUUCUCAGGGGUGCUGAGUUUAGGAACUUUCUGUACAGCUCUGAAUGUAACCAGCCCUCCCCACCAGGACUGUAUUGCUACUGAUGACUCCACGUCAGAUUUCCUGAUGUGUGUGGGAAUCCCAUCAGACCCUGGAGCAGUAGAUCAGCAGAUCCUCAGCCUGAAGGGCCUGAUUGACGCUCUGCUCGAUGUCUUUGUGUUUAUGGACUCGGGAUUAGGAGACGUCCCGUUGCUGAACGUGUCUGCAGAAGUGAGCGUUAACUCCACAGCUCUGCUGCAGGAUGAUGAUGUCAUCAGGAUGUGGCUGCAGAUCAGGCUGACUCCACUGCUCUCCACCAUCUCUCAGAACUUCCUCACCUGCCUCGGAUACAACAACUUCAGCUGCCAGACUUACCAGACUGUAGUGCAGGAGCUGAGUAAUCAGUUCUCCAGUUUGGAUUCUCAGAGGCAGCAGUGGAUCUACUCGUACUUCAUGCAGCCCUUCCUGUCCAGAAGUGCACCAGCAGGGUGUGUGCACCCAGGUGACACCACUGAGGACUGGAUCACAAAGAACUUCGGCUCGUUCUCAGUUCUGGCCCAACUCAGAGACUUCAGCUCCAUCAAUGGACUCUUCAAUGGGAUGGAUGUUCUGCACUUGUUGAGUCCGGAGCAGAAAGCAGCCCUCAUGCUGUAUCCAGAGUCCGCCGGUCUGAACAACGAAUCCCUCGGUGUGGUUCUGGGCAGCUUGUUGAAUUCACUGACACCCUCUGGAGAUGUGAACACCUCUGUUGGUGCCAUGUGGAAUGCAGGAUUUCCUGUUAUCUACUCAUCUUCUCCACAGGACCCACUCACACAGACAGUGAAUGGCUUGAUGACUGCGUUUAAUCCUGUUGGAAGUUUUGUCAGAGAAUUUGUGUCCUUCACACAUCAGCACGACCUGAGCAGCAUGAGGAGCGCGACGCUGAUACAGGCGAUGCUAAACUGGACGCUAGCAGAGCUCGCAGCUCCAUUUAAAAACACCAGCAGUGAUCAGCAGAUGGAUCAGACCAUGUUUAACCCUACAGACGUUAACUCCUGGUUCACACACAUCGUUGUUCCAAUACUGAACAGAUACCUGUCCAGCGAUAUACCAGCUGACCUCACUGCUGUCUUCCAUAACGUGUUUUAUAUGGAGAAUUCAGUGAACAAAACCCAGGACACUUGCAGCGUCACUCUGGACGGCGCGUGUGGUGUGGCUAAUGUGAUGGAGCAUGUGGCAGAAAUCCUGCAGUGUGCAGCAAGUACUAAUCUCACGCUCACAGAGGAAACAGUGACCAGUCUCGUCCUGCACCUGUCCAGCAACCUGAACACACUGCUGAACCAGCUCACCCAGACGAAUUUCAGUUCAGAAGAUUCUCCUUUUAGAGAUAUCCUCGAGCGAAUCCAUGACCCCACACAUGUUGACCUGAGUGAUGUGGCGUUUGUCCACACAUGGUUUUACAUCAAACUGAAGCCUCUCUUACCCACACUGACACCUGACUACCUGCUCUGCCUCAGUGCCAAACCCUUUUCCUGCCUAACUUUCCAGAUACUUGUGCAGGAGAUGAGCAACAACAUGUUCCAGAUGGCAGAGAAUGAAACUGUUCUGGUUUAUCAGAACUUCAUCAUCCCAUUCCUGUCCCAACAGAACUCCACAGGUGCCUGCAUGGAGAACAGCAGUUCGGAGUGGAUCGUGAAGAACCUGGGUGGAUUCUCUCAGUUUGCCACAGUGCAGGAGAUGUAUCUGCUCCAUCCUGAGUUUAAUGCUCUGGAGGCUCUCGAUGUACUCACUCUGAACCAAACUGCUGAGAUCAUUGUUGAAGACCUGCCUCGACUUCCAGAUAAAGAGCAGCUCAUUACCAUCGUCUUCAGCAAAGUUCUGACAUCCCAGCCCAGGAGGCUGCAGCUUCCACAGCUCGUUCUCCUCAUCUCACAGAUGAACACGAUGAAAAAUAACUGUAUGAUCUAUAAUGAUAUGUUUUUAUGGCUCCACUUUGCUUCUUUGUCUACAAACCCAGAAACAGAAGCAGUGAUUUUGAGAAGCAUCAACACCCUCAUAAAGGCAACACCAGCAGCCUGUGUCUCCUACAGUGGCAGGUGCAGUAUCACUCCUGUCAAUGGGACGACGGUGUGUGAUGGUGUGAACAGUUCUGCUCUGCUGGAGUACCUGAACGAGCCACAUAACGGGAGUCAACUCUGCAGCUUCAAUAUCACACAAUACGCCUGUGCUCAGUUGUCCGGUGUGUCCACAGUAGACCUGGCGACAGUGUUGUCAUGUAAUCUCUAUGGUAACAACACAAUAUCAGACAAGACAUGGAAACUCUUUAUACUGAGGGUCAGCCCAGAUCUUGGCCCCGCCCUCGACCUGCUUACCAACACGACUGUCCCUCAGUCUCCCUCUGUGCCGGUGGUGUUGGAUGUGAUAGGUGAUGUCACCUUCAGUACUUUAAGCCCAUCCAGUUUUAUGAACAAUUCAUUCAUCCAGCUGUGGUUUGGAGAGAGACUCCACCCCUUUUUGCCUUAUGCCCCACCCAACUUCCUGUCCUGCCUUUCCAAAAACAACUUCAGCUGUGAGACAUACCAGAGUGUGGUUGAGAUUUUGAGUGGGCAAUCUGAUGCCAUGUCACUUCAGACUCAGAUGUCUGUCUAUGUCUACUUCAUCUACCCGUUCCUCAGCAGCUCCAACGAGACAGCAGGUUGUGCCGUUGGAGUUCAGAGCUCUGUUUGGUUGAUCCAAAACUUUGGUGCUUUUGCCAGAUUUGCAACUCUCUCUGAGCUACAGAGUCUAAACCCUAAAGUCUCAGUGAUGGAAAUCUUGAGCAGUUUAUCUGUAGCACAGUUGGUGCAGGUCUCCACCUCUCCUGAGCUCAUUAGCACACCUGCUCAGGUCACUCAGGUGAUGGACAGCGUUCCAGAGUCUGAACUCGGCUCGUUCUUCACAAAGCUCUCCGCCACCCUCACUGUUGGUGGUGCGUCACUUUCCCCCAUGGUCAGUGAGGCCUUUCUGCAGGAGGUGUUUACGAGGGUGAAUCUGGGAGACCCGAUGAUGCCGGACUCUGAGGUGGAGCAGUGGCUCAACGUCAGACUGCGGCCUUUCAUCUCUGACAUCCAGGCAUCACAGAUCCCUGUGUACUUCAGCAUGAUCACACAGCGCUCCUGUAACAUCUCACACCAAGGUGUGGGGCUGCUAAACUCCGCCCACUCCGGAUACACUAUUGACAUUCUGGAUGCAAUCAAUGACCAGCUCCUCACCGCUCUCAAAGGACCCUUGCUGAACUGCUACAGCAGUAAUCUGAGUUACUACACCUUCCUGCAGUCGUAUAUCAUGGAUUUCCAGUUCCCCUCCCUUUCCACCUUCCUGUCCCUCAUGCCCCCAGGCCGCAUGCCCGAGCUGGUGAGCUCCAUGUCUCCAGGACAGAUGUCUGAAUUUCUGAAUCACAGCAGCACUGUGAACCAACAAACCACACUGUGUGAGCUCUUCAACAACUACAACCAAACAGAGAACUACCUGCAAAGUGAGCCCAUUUUGUCCUCAGCUCUGGCCAGCCAGACGUUGCAGUGUGUAUGGCCUCGAGCUAUCAGUGCCACAUCUCAGGCGGAUGUGGACAGAUGGUUUAAUGUUGUACUAGUCCAAUACCAGCCAUUCCUCAGCUCUCAGAUGAUCAGCUCCACCCAGAUGUCUGGAGCCUCCUGCUUUGCCUUCAGCAAGUUUGUGUCUUCAAUGGGAAAUUAUAAUUUUGGCAAGGCAAGUUUUACCAAGCAAGAUGUCUAUGGCACCAUCCAGUCCUACCUGACCACAGCAAACCCUCCCAAAUGCUACAACCCUGAAGACCCCACGCUGAGCUCCACUGCCUGGUUUUAUCAGUACAUUGGAGUCUUCAUCACCUUCAUCACUGUGGGUGACCUGCAACAGUUUGGAGGCACAAAGCUGCAGCAGUUCACUUUGAAUGCACAGAACCUUGAACUGUUCACAAAGAACAACGUGAGCCAGGACGUCAUCUCUGUCUACACAAAUAUGCUAUUCGAUGCCAGUCCGGACUUCAGCGUGCUAUAUCUCCCGAAACCACUGUGGUGUUCUGCUCCAGCAAGUGCGUUCACAACAAUGUCUCAGAGUGAUGUAGUGAGCAUUACCGAAUCUCUACAAAAGCAGUGCACAAACAUAGAGCCUACUGUAUCUUCUGCACUAGCAAGUAACGUGGACACCCUGAAUUCAAACACCAUUGUGGCAUUGGGUAACUCCAUCACUGGUCUUAGUGUUGGUCAGAUAUCAGCCUGUAGCCCCUCCACCCUACUGUCCUCUCUCAGUUUCCUCAGUUCUGUGGAUGGCUGGAGCCAGAGCCAGGCCAUGGCCAUCAUCCAAUCACUGUUCUCAAUUGGAGAGUUUAAGAUCACCUCAGUCGAGUCAUUGCAGCAGUUGGGCAGUCUGUUGAUGGGUGUUCCUUCUGCACUGUUCAGCUACAUCUCUGCAUCUUCUCUGCUCAGUGCCCUGCAGUUUCCUUCCUUCCUAAGUGAUGUUAUCACUACUCCCAUCACCACACAGGAGAUCAUUGUCAACCAGAUUAUCUCUUUGAACUCCAGCCCUGACACUGUUGUCCAGAAUGUGCCAGGAAACAUGACACCGUUGAUUCCUCGCCCAUCUCUGCUGUUUCUCUCUCAGCAAUCAGCAACAACACUCAAUCAGAAACAGUGGACCAAUGAUCAGGCCAUGCUGUUCUUUGACAUAGUGGCUGAUGAAUACUCCGAUGCAGACAAUAUAUCGUUCCAGGUGUUGCAGGGCUUCACCUGCACACGUGUUCAGAGGUUCAGCACACAGAAAGUGAAGAACCUGGUCAGAGGUUGCAGGCGCCGUGGCAACAAAAAGGUCAAGCUACAGGAGUCUCAGCUGACCUGCAUGUACAACUACAUAAAGAGUGACACUGUGACUGUCUUCAGUGAUUAUCCUGCUGACAUGCUGCUCUACUACAAUCUUUCUCAGGUGCAGCCAUCUCUGUGUCAGUCGUAUUACUCAGCUCUGGGUGAAGCAGACUUCAGUAUGUUCUCCCCAACUCUAGCUUUCAGGAGAGACACCCUGUUAAUGAACGCCUGCCAGUGUCUCGGCAUCUCAGGGUUGAGUGUGAACCGGACUCAGCUGGACGUGAUGGGACAGAUGGUGUGUGUGUUCAACAGCACUUACAUCCUCAACUCUGACCCAUACGUGCUGGAGAAGCUCAAACUGUGUGAUACUCUAACAAGUGGACAGAGCAGCGCUGUCCAGAAUGUCCUAAUCAGCGGGAACACUGUUUACGGAGCUCCAGCUAGUUGGAAUCAGAGCACUCUGACGGCCUUGGGUGAUUUGCCCCUGUACCUGUCCUCCAACUUCUGGGCCUACUUUACCCAGAAGGAGAAGGUAAGGUUUCUCCGUACAUUCAUUCCUGUGUUGAAGAGCAGAGGCGUGUCUAGAAAGAGCAUCUACAACCUGAUCAUUGAGGCAGGAAAUGCUCCCAGUUCCAACACCAGGAGUUUAUUACGAUUCAGACGUGAUACUGCGUGUACGGUGGGGGAGAUAACUCAGGUCCAGACGGCCGACGCCUCUUUCCCCUUCGGCUAUGACGUGAACCAGUUCAACGUGUGUCUCAGUGUUCAGACGCUAAAGGACAACCUGGCUACAAUCACGGACAAGGCCAUGGGCAGUGACUACCAGAAGGUCAUCCUGGACAAACUCAACCAGGCUUACCCAGCAGGCAUCAGUGACCAAGUGCUGCAGGUUCUUGGCCCCGCCUCCCGCGCCGCCUCCACCAGUGACAUCAGCAAGUGGAAUGUGACAUCAAUCGACACCCUCUCGGCUCUGAUGAAGUCAUAUAAUGGAGACUGGAGCCCAGAGCAGGUGAGAGCUAUAGUCAGCAGGUAUUUGACUGGAAACAGAACUCUGGGUACCAUGGAGCUGAACGCACUGCGAGGAACAAACCUGUGUGCACUGAACACCAACCUGCUGAACACCAUCAGCUCCAGCAGCUUGCAACUCGCGGAUCCGCUGCAGCUGUCUAACUGCAGUCUGGAGCAGAAGCAGGUUCUGUUCAGCAUUGCUCAGCUCUCCUUCAACGACCAGAGACUGAGCAGGAGCACACAGCGCAGCACCACCGUGUCCGCUAACGCCUACCAGCUCAUGCAGACGUACCUGCGCGGUGCUGAUCUUGCCUAUGUGCGUACCCUCUCCAUCUCCAACAUCAGCAUGGACUUGCUCACCUUCAUCACCCUGCAGCAGAAUGUCGUUAAUAGCCUGACAGUGAGCGAGGUGCAGGGUCUGCUCGGUGUUAACGUGCCCAGUCUGAAGAUGUACGAGAAUAACACGGUGGUUCACGACUGGAUCAUACAACAGCUGCAGUCUGAGCUCAACAUGCUGGGCAUCGGCCUCACCGGGGGACGUGUCGCAUCCAUGGCCACCACAGCUAGCGCUCCUGCUAAUGCUAAUGCUACUGCUAAUGCCAAUUCUACCGCUAAUGCCAAUGCUACUACCACCAUCAAGCCUACAGCUGCAGGCUCCAGUAUCUCCGCCUCCUCUGGGCUGCAGAAGCUCCUCCUCCUUUUGGGUGUAACCAUGGCAACUCUGCAGCUUAUCCACUGAUUAUGACAUGACAGCAUGACAUGGGGAGAUCGCCUCUGUCUCUGCUGUGUGCCUAGAAAUAUAAUGUAGUUAAAAUCCCACACUUCCUGUGUACAUGUGUACCGUUUGUCUGUCUGACUGAUCACCUCUGUUUGACUGAUCAUUUGUCUGUCUGACCAUCUGUCUGACCAUCUCUCUGUCUAACUGAUCAUUUGUCUGACUGACCUUCUGUCUGACCAUCUCUCUGUCUAACUGAUCAUUUGUCUGACUGACCUUCUGUCUGUUAAUCUGUCUGUCUGACCGACGAUCUGUCUGUCUGACCAUCUUUCUGUUUGUCCGAUCAUCUGUCUGACCAUCUCACACCUCUGGAGUAGAUAUGUGAUGAUAGUGGUACUGAAAUAAGAAGUUUUCCUUAUUUACUAUAAAAGGUGAAAGUGUAAGACGAACAAACUGAAAUAAUAUUUAAACAGGAGUGUGAUUCUUCGUUAUUAAACCAUUAUUAAAUAAUAAAGAAAUGUUUUAAUGACAUAUUAAUGAAAUAAACUUUAUCUUCUCUCAUGGUGGUUUUAAUGUCUUUGGGUUAUAAAACUCAGAGGUGUGUAUUUUAUUAUUAUUAUUAUUAUUAUUAUUAUUAUUAAUGUACUUAUUUGUAUUUAAAUAAAGUGUACACUGCUUAAA
Hemibagrus wyckioides is the source of this 7373-nucleotide messenger RNA. RefSeq lists its product as uncharacterized. The transcript is spliced from 54 exons. The record is from RefSeq and is a predicted model, not a curated record. The coding region runs from base 90 to 6716 and encodes 2208 amino acids. NCBI's taxonomy places the organism in Eukaryota, Metazoa, Chordata, Actinopteri, Siluriformes, Bagridae. Gene Ontology annotation, cellular component: cell surface. Gene Ontology annotation, biological process: cell-matrix adhesion.